AGGGACCUCAAUCUUCCCCACCCUUGUCCACCAAAAUAUUUUUCACUUGAGAUUUUUCUUGGAAAAAUUACCCAAUUUCCCGGAAUAUGUCCUGUCGCGGGUGUGCAAAAAAGUAUGGAUUGUUCCUCAAAGAGAUGGGAUGCCCCAAUUGUCGAUUUGCAUACUGCAAGAACUGCCUGAAGUACUCUCUGGGGUCCCCGGAGAAGAAGAAAAUUAAAGUGUGCCUUUCCUGUUUCAGCAAUAAUGCAAAAAAAUCUGGAUCUUCUGAAGCAGAUGGAGCAGAACGUCCAGUUCCGGAUGCUUAUCUUAAGAGAAUUGAGAAGCUAGCAGAAGCUACAUCCAAUCAGCCUGGUCAGCUGAAUCAGCCUAAACUCCCUGCAAUGGACAAGGACGAGGAGAUUCGGCAGCGUUUGGAAAAAUUGCGAGAAGACAGGCAACCAAAGGAUGUUCCAUCCGAAGAGGAGAUGAGGAAGAGAUUGGCAGAAUUAAGAGGGCAGCAGUAUAAAGAAUAUUCCAAUGCUCACCUCUUUGCUGUGGACAAAAGAUCCGAUCAGGAGAAAAUGAAUGAAUUGCUAAAGCAGUAUUCUGAAGAAGUGAGCAUUAGGGAAGCUCACGAUCCAGCCAAGGAUAUUGAGAAACGACUAGCAGCUCUCAAAGAAAAUCCCCUGACCCCAGGAGCCUCCAGCAAACCAACAACAAUCCCCGUAGAGCCCGUAGAUGAAGAGAGCGAAGAUGAAGAGACAACUGCAAAGAAGAUUGCUCAGAGAUACAUAGCAGAAUCGGCUCUUGAAGGUGAUAUCCUCACUCCUGAGGAGAAGGAAUUCAUCAGCAGCCUCCCAGCACCAUCAAAAGACACAGAGGAAUUGCCCUGGUGCACUGUCUGCAACGAAGAUGCUAUAAUACGCUGCAUUGAUUGCGAUGGGGAACUCUUCUGCAGGGAGUGCUUCAAGGACAUCCACGAUGACGAAGAAUACAAGAGCCAUCGAACUAAACGCUAUCAGAGAAAAGCCACUGCUCAUGAUUGAGAACUGAGGAAAAAAAAUAAAGGUCGACGAGGAUGGGAUUCGAACCCACGCGUGCAUAGCACAUUGGAUUAGCAGUCCAACGCCUUAACCACUCGGCCACCUCGUCUAAAAAUAUCCUUGGUUAAUCUACUAUAAGAGUGUACGGCUCGACGGAACCUUCAAUUGACCUUUGCCGACUUCCUUAUCACUCCCCGCGUAUUUUUUAAUGACUUUGCACGCUAAACUUUCCAUAUUUUUCAUAAAUAUUUGCAAAAAUUGAAUAAAUGUGAAUUCUUUGAGAUUG
Messenger RNA from Phlebotomus papatasi, 1308 nucleotides. Its product is annotated as abscission/NoCut checkpoint regulator. NCBI's taxonomy places the organism in Eukaryota, Metazoa, Arthropoda, Insecta, Diptera, Psychodidae. Gene Ontology annotation, molecular function: phosphatidylinositol-3-phosphate binding. Gene Ontology annotation, cellular component: cleavage furrow; centrosome; midbody. The coding region runs from base 87 to 1025 and encodes 312 amino acids. The record is from RefSeq and is a predicted model, not a curated record. Gene Ontology annotation, biological process: abscission; mitotic cytokinesis checkpoint signaling. The transcript is spliced from 3 exons.